This is a messenger RNA of Schistocerca serialis cubense, 2237 nucleotides long. Its product is annotated as nose resistant to fluoxetine protein 6-like. NCBI's taxonomy places the organism in Eukaryota, Metazoa, Arthropoda, Insecta, Orthoptera, Acrididae. Gene Ontology annotation, molecular function: acyltransferase activity, transferring groups other than amino-acyl groups. The transcript is spliced from 12 exons. The coding region runs from base 5 to 2053 and encodes 682 amino acids. The record is from RefSeq and is a predicted model, not a curated record.
GGCAAUGCUGCUGGCUGCUGCUGCCGUUACGGCCCCUGAGGUAACAGCGAUGACCCCUCGUUGCGAAACGGACAACCGCGUUGUGAACCAGGCGGCUCGCAACGGAUCUCUUUGGGCGCUACGAAUGCUCGACUCGUGGGGUCAGCUGCCGGUGCCUGGAUUUCUGGAGGGCAACACGGCGCUGCUGGGGAACUUUGACGAGUGCCUGGACGCCGGCGCCAAGUACUGUCUGGCCACCGUGCAUCUGCCGCAGGCUUCAUUGAGAAAGCUCCUUGACGGCAACGCCCCUAUAGACGACCUCCUGGCUGCGCAGAGGCAGGUGCUGGCGACCACGCCGGGCCACGCUCUGCGCUGGGCGGCAUGCGUGCCCCCGUCCUGUGAGCCAGCAGACGUGGUGGUCCUGCUGCAGAAGCGGGUGGCCAGCCUGCUGCCCGGUGUCCAGGCAGACGCUGUAGCAGUGGACGUGCAGCAAAGCCUCUGCAGUGUCAACGAGACGUCGCCACUGGAGCCUAAGGACUGGGCCUUUCUAGGAGCCAUGGUCCUGGUAGCAGUCAUCCUCAUCGUUUCUACAGUCUGUGACAUCGUCACGUCAAAGAGCAAUCAACUGCAGAAAGGCAUGGUAUGGGAAGCAUUCUCGGUGCGCAGAAACUGGAUAUCUCUCACAGCCAUCAGUAAUUCGGGCUUCUGCAGCGUCCAUGGCCUCAAGUGCCUCACCAUGGCGUGGGUCAUACUCUAUCACGUCUACAAGAUUGACAACGUUACUCCCGCCAUCAACUGGGACACAACUGUUACUUCGACGACUGACGACUGGACGACUGUUCCUCUGAUAAGUGGCGGGAGCCUGGCUGUGGACUCGUUCUUCCUGAUGAGCGGCAUGCUGGUGGGCUUCGGGUUCCUGAGGGAGCGCGCCCACGGCCAGCCCUUCGGCCUCUUCCGUUUCUACCUGCAGCGCUACCUGCGCCUGACGCCCCCCUAUGCCGUAAUGAUUUGGUUCUAUGCCACAUUCUUGCCUCGGCUUGGCAACGGACCCCUUUGGUCUGAGGAGAUGGUGGUCGACAGUGAGCAAUGUACCCGCCACUGGUGGCACAACUUGCUGUAUGUCAACAACUACGAGGUUAGGCCUAACGUGUGCAUGGACCACACGUGGUACCUGGCAGUGGACAUGCAGCUGUUCUGGGCAUCACCGUUGCUGCUAUGGGCACUGUACAAGUGGCGGCGGGCUGGCCGCGUUCUGCUGUUGGGCAUUGUGUUCGCCGCGUCUGCCGCCGCCUUUGCCAUCACCUUCUGCUACAGCCUGCCCUGGGGUGAUAUUCCUGGCCUCCCACACGAGCAGUGGGCGGAGUACGUGUCGCUCAUGUACGUGCCCACAUACUCGAGGAUCGUGCCCUAUGUGACUGGUGUGGGUCUUGGUUGGGUCCUCUUCUACAGCAAAGACAAGAAGUGCGGGAUGAAUGAGGUGGUGGUGAGUGCCUGUUGGGCAGCGUCGACGGCUCUGGCGCUGUUCGCCACGUACGGGCUGCACCUCAGCUACCACAGGCCCUACAGCAGGCUGGAGGCUGCGCUGUUCGCCACCCUGCAGCCGCUCGCCUGGGCCCUGUCCAUCUCGUGGGUCAUCUACGCCUGCGAAAAGGGACGCGCAGGGCCAGUGAAAACUCUUCUGUCGUGGCGAGGUUUCCAGCCACUGGCCAAACUGAGCUACUGCGUCUACUUGGCACAUUCAGUCAUCCUCUUCUACCACUGGGGGAUUACGAGGACACCUAUCACCUUCGGGCGGUACUAUAUUGUCCAGAAAGCACUGGGCGUCUUGCUGAUGGUGUUACCAGUGGCAGCGGUCCUUUCCCUGAGCUUCGAGAUGCCUGUCCUCAAUCUAUCUAAGGCUUUUCUCAAUCCAGGGAGGCAACAGGGAAACUGCUGGCGCUCUCGAACCAAACCAGUAUCAGAUGCAACUGAACAGAAGCUGCCGGCAGACCCGCAAGUGAGAGAUGUCCAUAUGACAGUUGAGAAUUCCAAGGAGCAAUCGGGGUUCAACCCAAACGAAGUCGUGCAUCUUUAGAGGUGGCAGGGGGAGUACAAAAAUUUUCCCUGUUUCUACUGACGACAUCUACAAUUCCCUACAGAAAUGGAUAUUGAGAUACAUGCAUACUUUGCUGGUCCUUAUACUAGCUGCAAACGCAAUGGUCAGAUUUGUACUGUGUGAAACAUAUUGGGAAUGUCUAUGGUAUCAACGUCGUCUGUAA